CAGAGACUCCCCUUGCCGUCUCUCUCUCCCCUUGGUUUCGUUUCCUUUCCUGCACCUCUUGAGCACUGUUCCCACCCAAAACCGACCCCCUCUUCAUUUCUUCCUCCCCAAUGGAGAGGCCGAAGGAAAUGGCGCUCUUGAAUUCCGACGGCUUCUCGAGUCAUGAUCGCGGUCGCAGUGUUGACGAGGGUGUCGAUCGGAGAGACGGGAUCGAGGAGGUCGAUUUCUUCUCGGAGAGCCAUCGGGGAGACAAGGAUGGUACCGCACGAGCUGGUGUUUCGCAUGAUCGGCAAGGGAAGCAUGUGUCACCUCAGGAAGAUACAGGCAUCAAUAUAAGUACCGGGUUGCAUCUUUUGACCAUGAGCUCACGGGUUGGCCAGGGAGCUGGAGAGGAGAAGAAACCUAGCAACGAGCUGGUCAUGCUUCAAGGGGAGCUAAACCGAUUGGGAGAAGAGAACCGGAAAUUAAGGAUCAUGCUAGAUCAGCUCACUAGAAGUUAUGGUGCUCUUCACAACGAGUAUAUUUUAACCAUGCAACAACGAGCACAGGAUUUCCGGCAUGGACAGGACAACAAGACCGACACAUCGAGUCCGGUGGCAGUAUCUGAACACCAAUUCAUGGAACCUGGUCAAACUAGCAUGCGGAACAUCGAACAUUCUGGUGCUGAAGAUGAAGAACAAUCACAAACAUUGAGCAACGGCAUCGCCAACAGAGGUUCAAGGGAGCAAGGCACUAUUCCAUUCACCAAGAGACAGCUACCUGUUGAUGAUGGUCCCUCGGAGCAAACAUCACCAAGCUGGGGGAGCAACAAGAAUCCUAGGCUAAUGCAAGAAAGGAGCACUGACACCGAGCUCCCAUGCCGCAAAGCAAGAGUCUCAGUGCGUGCACGGUCUGAUGCCCCAAUGAUUAGUGAUGGAUGUCAAUGGAGGAAAUAUGGUCAAAAGAUGGCAAAGGGAAAUCCAUGCCCACGAGCCUAUUAUCGUUGCACCAUGGCUGUUGGUUGCCCCGUUCGAAAGCAGGUGCAGAGAUGUGCUGAGGACAAGACCAUUCUUAUAACCACCUACGAGGGCAACCACAACCACCCUCUCCCCCCAACCGCCACCGCCAUGGCCAGCACCACGUCCGCCGCUGCCGCCAUGCUCCUCUCCGGCUCCACCACCAGCAAGGACUCCCUCAUGGCCGCUGGUGGCUUCUUCCAACCCGUACCCUAUGCUUCCUCCGUCGCCACACUCUCCGCCUCCGCCCCAUUCCCCACCAUCACCCUCGAUCUGACGCAGUCCCCGAGUCCACUCCAGCUCUCGCGGGGCCACCUGCCGUCAAUUCCAUUCUCGAUGCCGCCAUCGAUGUACCUCCCUCAUAAGCUGCCGCCUGGAGUGGUGGGGCCGCCGGCGGUGCAGUUUGGCCCAAGGCAGCAAUCGAUGGUCGAGACAGUGACCGCGGCUAUUGCAACAGAUCCCAACUUCACUACAGCCUUGGCUGCCGCCAUCAAAUCCAUCAUGGGGUCUCCUCGGAGCACCAGUGGUUCUGGUGGUGGCAAUAGCUCCCCUACUGGCCCUCAGGUAGGACCUGGACCACCUCAGUUUCCUCAGUCUUGCACCACGUUUUCUACUAAUUAAAGGGAGUCAGAAUGGGUGCAUGCCUUGCUGUUAUCUACGUCUUCCAACUAGAAUGGUCUCCACAGGUUGCAUAUAGCGUGAGAGUAAAUGUCAUAAUCAAAAUUUUUCGUUCAUCCAUCUAUGUGCCUACCUUAUUAUUAUACCAGAAUACUUUGCUACUAUCAAUAGAAUAUUGUAAAUUAGUGGUUGUCCCUAACAAAUAUUUAUGUCGAGCCCUUCAAUUAGUUGGGCAAGGAAGAAGGAUGUCUUGUAAGUAAAUAUUACAAAGAAACGCUGGGUAAGAAAGAGAGAGAGAGAGAGAGAGAGAGAGCGCUCUUAUUCUACUUUUAUUUACCCUUAUCAGUGCAUGGUUCGGUGUUCGUGGUA
Phoenix dactylifera (date palm) is the source of this 1982-nucleotide messenger RNA. RefSeq names its product WRKY family transcription factor (gene WRKY47). NCBI's taxonomy places the organism in Eukaryota, Viridiplantae, Streptophyta, Magnoliopsida, Arecales, Arecaceae. Gene Ontology annotation, biological process: regulation of DNA-templated transcription. The record is from RefSeq and is a predicted model, not a curated record. Gene Ontology annotation, molecular function: DNA-binding transcription factor activity; sequence-specific DNA binding.